Molecule: messenger RNA, 486 nt
Organism: Rhizoctonia solani
Lineage: Eukaryota; Fungi; Basidiomycota; Agaricomycetes; Cantharellales; Ceratobasidiaceae
Product: OsmC domain-containing protein
Exons: 6
Coding region: 1-486 (161 amino acids)
Biological process (GO): response to oxidative stress
Source: RefSeq, a predicted model, not a curated record
AUGUUUCCAGUACUCAGAUCGCUCGGUAAAGUCCCUGUCUUCCGCCACCCGCUCCUCCAACGUCGAGGGGUGAUAUCCCUGGCCAACACAAAGUAUACAGCCACGGCCAUUGCGUCUGGCGCAGGCUGGGAUGGCAGAACCGAACUUGAAGAUGGCUCACUUACCUUGGAUAUGGCCGUUCCUCAGGAAAUGGGCGGUACAGGGAACGGGAAAAAUCCUGACCAGCUUCUCGCCCUGGGAUAUGCUUGCAAGUACCGGAAUAUUCCAAUUAUGUUCACCGCCAAAAAUAAAAACAUCAAGCUUUCAAACGAUGUACAAGUCAAAGCUGCAGUUUCAUUUGGCGAUGCUGAAGGCUCUGGUUUCGGGCUUGGCGUCGAGUUGACCGUCAUUGGGGCUGAUUCAGCUUUAGCGCAAGCAGCGCAUGAGAUAUGCCCCUACUCCCGGCUCUUCAAAGAAGGAGCAGAGAUUAAGACAGCAAUUGAGUAA